Aedes albopictus (Asian tiger mosquito) is the source of this 6311-nucleotide messenger RNA. RefSeq names its product sesquipedalian-1 (gene IPIP). Gene Ontology annotation, biological process: receptor recycling; endosome organization; retrograde transport, endosome to Golgi. NCBI's taxonomy places the organism in Eukaryota, Metazoa, Arthropoda, Insecta, Diptera, Culicidae. Gene Ontology annotation, cellular component: early endosome; recycling endosome; trans-Golgi network. The record is from RefSeq and is a predicted model, not a curated record. The transcript has 3 exons. Bases 357 to 1232 code for a protein of 291 amino acids.
CAAAUCUCCGCCUCCGCCUUCGCAUCAGAUUAGUCUUGCAUUCGCCAGCGGAAAACAGAUCGAUUUACGAAAUUUUGCUAAAACUCGCGAUUUUAAUCCAAAAAUAGACGGUUGAGUGUGUUGCUUAUUUACUUGGACUGACGUCGUUUGAAUAGUUUUUAUAUUGUGAGCAGAAGCUAGGGCUUCAAAUGUUUUAUCGGUGGUGACGCUGAUCUCAGCAUCUGCCUCCUCGCUCGCGACGAUUGGGUGGAGUUUGUUUACAUCCAGAUCUGCGAAAUUUCAUCUCAGCCUCAAUCAUCCUCUGAUUGAUUGCAAUUGCGUGUGAUUCAUUCAUCAGUUCAGGAGCAGUACCGCUAAUGAUGAAGAUCAACGAGAAGAACCUGUGCAUGUUUGCGACUACGCCCCCGGUUGACCUUGAGGGAUGGCUCAACAAGCGGGGCGAAAUCAACAAAAGUUGGCAGCGGCGGUGGUUCGUCCUGAAGGGCAACCUGCUGUUCUAUUUCGAGCGCAAGGGUGACCGGGAACCUUUGGGGAUGGUCAUCCUGGAAGGGUGUACCGUUGAACUGGCGGAAGAGGGCGAACAGUACUGUUUCCAGAUUAUGUUCCACGGUCCGAACAACCGGACGUACUACCUUAGCACCGAAUCGCAGGACAACAUGGAACAGUGGAUGAAGGCGUUGACCUGUGCCGGGUACGACUACAUGAAGCUGAUGGUGGCCGAACUGCAGCGACAGUUGGACGAAAUCGAAGGCUGCAAGGAGAAAACGCCGGAAGUGACACCACUGCCGGCACCGAAGGCACCCCCGCGGAGGCAAAACCCCUUCAAUAGGCCACCACCGAUCGAGUACGCAUCCAAUGCAGUGUUUGACCCGAGUGCGGCCCUACCGAUGGCCACGUCGCAUUUUUCCCCUCAAGUAACGCGAAAGGCACCACCACCGCCGCCACCUCUUUCCAGUAGUGGUAUGCCACCUCAACAACCAUCGGAAGAAUCCAUGACCAGCACUAGUAGUAGCAUUAACAAUAGCAAUAGUAUCAACAAGGCCGCAUCCCAAUCCACCAACAGUGCUUUGAGCGUGGUCGAUCUGCUGGCCGUCGUCGGGGAAGAAACCGGCUCCGCGGAAGAUUUUACCUUCGAGCAAAUGCACCGUAAGCUCGGUGUGCCCAUUAUGGCGGACCUCAAGGCGCGGAAAAUGGCGAUGGAGAAGAGCGAACAACCACUCAUCGAGUUCUAGAGGGGGGGUUGUUGGUCAGUAGGGUGUGAAAGUGCUUUAGUGCAGCUGCAAUCUGGCUACUUUUACGUUCUAUUUCUUUUUAAUGUGUUGUGCUUGGUCUAACCGUGUCAGUUUUUAUUUCUUUGUUUAUGUUUUAAGUAGGACCCUUUUUGGUUGUGCGAUUGUUUGUGAAACGGGAAUAUUCCUAUGUAGGAUCAGGAUGUAACAUUUUACAUAUAGAUUAGCACUUAGGGACAGCAAUUGCAUGCUCGAAUAAUAGACCUUUCCUUUGAAAGCUAGUAUUUAUUGUGAUAUCUAAAAAUGUGUUUAUCAUCAUGUACCGUCAGUGUACCAGUAGCCGCUCGUGUUCCAAUAGCCGCUCACCGCCUUGAAAAUGAUGUUUAUUGGCAUAAAUAUGUAUGAUUGUUUUCAUCCGUGUAUAAUUCGGCACGCAUAUUUUGAAUAUCCGUGGAAAAAAGAUUAUAUUUUUGCAGGGAACUUUGUUUUCUACACUCGUGAGCGGCUAUUGGAACACGAGCGGCUACUGGUACACUGAGGGUAUAAUCUAUCUGCUGAUCCUUCAAUUCAGUGUAGAUAGGUAUAGAAUAAAGUGAGGCAUAAGUGAAUACCUCAAACUAAAGUGGAGUCUCUAUAACAUUCUGCAACCCACUAAGCGUCAUUCACAAUAAUGUUCAGGAUCUUUUUGUAAAGGAAACAUCCUUGGUUUUCUUGAAUCUAGAACAUUGAUUUGAUCAUCACACAAUAUGCGAAUGUCAGAAUGAUCAAUUGGGAAAGAAAGCUCCUAAAUAAUAACUUGAGUUGCUAAGUACUCUGAGAAGUAGUCUUAGCCUAUGGAGUAUAUGAAUUCAUUUAUGAAAAAAGCAGAAUCGAUAAAAUGGCCGUAAAGUAGAUCGACGGUAGUGCACUGUAAAAGACUUAACUGUUGCACUUCAAGACAUAAAUUAGCGAGAUUCAGCUAUGUUUAAAACAUUUAAAAACGAAAAAAUCUUAUUAAGAUUUUGUGUAUAAUAUAAUUCUACAUAAUUAGAUAGAAAACCUCGAAAUGACAAAUUGCCUCACAGUAUUCUAUAACUAUUUAAUAAUACCCUCAGUGUACCAGUAGCCGCUCGUGUUCCAAUAGCCGCUCACGAGUGUAGAAAACAAAGUUCCCUGCAAAAAUAUAAUCUUUUUUCCACGGAUAUUCAAAAUAUGCGUGCCGAAUUAUACACGGAUGAAAACAAUCAUACAUAUUUAUGCCAAUAAACAUCAUUUUCAAGGCGGUGAGCGGCUAUUGGAACACGAGCAGCUACUGGUACACUGACGGUAAUAGAAGUUUGGUUAAAUUCUUUAGAGUAGUAAAUUUAGGUUGAAACAAGAAACAAAGCGAUAACUGUAGGAAACCAGAUCAAUUGGCAGAAGAUAUUCUUGGACAUCUCAUUCUGAUCUAAGCAAUAAUGGAACGUACAGAUAACUGUACCUAAUUACAAAAGCCUAGUCUUAUCUCUAGAACAUAUGAACAUUACAACGUAUAACAUGUACAGCAGUGCAACUAUUUACCUGAUUGUCCUAUGCUGUACGUAAGAGUUGUUUCCAUUUGACUUGGUCCAUGGCUGUGAAUCACCAGUCACGGACUCUGCGAAGGGUCCGCAAAUCGUCCUCCACUUGAUCGAACCACCUAGCUCACUGCGCACCACGUCUUCUCGUACCGGUCGGAUUGCUCACGAGAACCAUUUUUAUCAGACUGUGGACGAAAGAUGGUUCUAUCAGCAGUUGAUGCAGCUCGUGGUUUAUUCGCCUUCUCCAAGUCUCAUCUUCCAUAUGCACUCCGCCGUAGAUGGUAUUCAACACUUAUCAUUUCAAAACUCCAAGGACCCUUUGCACGUAAAAUCCAUGCUUCGUGCCCAUAAAGACCUACCGGUCCAAUCAGGGUUUUGUAGAUAUAGGUUUCGAUCGUAGAGUUCUGCGGAGUCCAAAGUUAGCUCGAUUUCCUGCCACAAUGCGUCUUUGAAUUUCUCUGCUGGUCUCGUUAUCGACGGUCACCAGUGAGCCCAAGUACACGAAUUCUUCAACCGUCUUGAUCUAAUCACCGUCGAUAGAGAUUCAAAAUUAAACCCUCCCUGUAUGUACUUUGGCUUCGACAUAUCAAUGACCAAUUCGAUUCGCCUGGCUUCAUUCUUUAGUCGGAUGUACGUUUCCGCCUUCGUCUCAAAUUAGCGAACUAUAAUUUCAAUAUUAUCGAUGAAACCAAGCAACUGAACGGGCUUGGUGAAAAUCUUAUCACUUCUGAUAAUCACCGCUCUUCUUAUUACACCCUCUAAAAAGGAAUGUUAAACAGCAAGCACGAAAGACCAUCACUUUGUCGUAACCAUUUGCGUGAUUUGAAGGGAUUCGAGAGUGUCCCUGAUACUCGACAACGCACAUCACUCGAUCUAUCGUCGACCUAAUUAAUCGUUUCAGUUCAUCCGUGAGACCGUAUUCGUGCAUAAUCUGCCAUAACUGAUCGCGAUCGAUUGUAUCAUACGCCGUUUUAAAAUCGAUGAACAGGUGAUGUGUGGGCACGUUGUAUUUGCGGCAUUUCUGCAACACCUGGCGGAUGGCGAACAUCUGGUCCGUUGUAGCGCGUUCACCCAUAAAUCCAGCCUGAUGCUACCCCACGAAUUCUCUUGCAAUCGAUGAUAGACGGCGACACAUAAUUUGAGAGAAUACCUUGUAGGUAUCGCUUAGUAGUGUGAUCGCACGGUAGUUCCCGCAAUCAAACUUGUAUUUUUUGUAAAUGAAACACACGACACCUUGAAUAUAUUCCUCUGGUAAUAUUUAUCCCUCCCAAAUCUUGGUAAUGACUAAGAGUAGUGCUCUUCCACCAGUGCUUCUCCAUUUUUUUUUAAAGCUCGCCUCCUCCUUAAUCUUUUAGAGAAAAGAGAUCGAGACUUUUUUUAUGAUCCGCACUUACUCCUAGAUUUGUUACCACACCGCCUUCGGUGCUUGCAACGUCGCCCUUAAGGUGCUCAUCGUAGUGCUGUGGGAUAUAGCUGGGCGUGAUGCAGAAUUUCAUACCAAGUCGCUGGAUGUCAGAUUAGAUCUGUUUGAGUCGCACCUACUUAGUGCACAAACGCUCGGAACGGACCUGCUCCAUCUAGUUGAUGUCAGAAGAGCAACAGUGCCCAGGCUGCACUACCAUACCAUAAGCAAACAACUGUUAGCUGAUGGUCUUUGUCAUCGAUUGACCCGUGGAAGCAUGAGGUAGGAACUUGUGAGGACCAGAGUUGUGUUGGAUUUACCAUUUUGCAGCCCAUUUGCAGAUCUUGCAGAUCUUGCAGAUGAUCCUGGUUGAAUUCUGGUAAGGACUCUCGAGAAAACAAUCUGAUAAUCUGAUAAAUAAAAAAAAAUAAUGUUAAAAUAUUUGAAAGACAGUUUCUUUAAAAAACGAAUAUUCAGAAUAUAAUGCUGUUUAUCCGUAGAUCAGAAUGAGAUGGAAAUUGUUAUCUGUAACUUAUUUCAGCGUUUGUGUUAGGAAACAUACACAUUAAUAACCAUUCCUGUAUAAUCCUCAGGCAUCCUACUAAUUCACGAUUAAUAAGUCUAUUGUAAGUAACCUGGAAAAUGUUAUAAUACACAUCAGCUCAACUUCUAACCUAUCAUAUCAACAUUUUAGAACAGGUUCAAAGUCCAUUUGACAAGCAUCAAACCGGGCGGCGUCAUUCAUGCUAUCAUGUCAUGCUUCAUUUUAGUCGGAUACCGGAAAUUAAAAUGUCACCCUCCAUAUUACAUGCGUGUUGCAGAUUCAAAUGUGAUAAUAUGCGGCGUGGUUGUUAGCGACUGCUUGCAUCCCUUUUUCCUGUUCUGUUCAACGCUAUAGUUUCCUGUUCCAUGUGCCAGAAUGUGUUAACUCAAUGGCCUUCCUGUUUGCUAUUGUUAAUCCAAGCGUUACUACCAGUUAUCUGCUUCUAUGUAUGUAUGACAAAACACGCACUACUCAGUUUUUUUUUUGCUCACCGUGCCGAAAAUCAUCAAAAUCUUCGAUCUCGUUCUCUCUCUCUCUCUCUUCCCCAUCGUCUAUUUUCCGUUCCAGCAGCAGCGAAACGCCAACGCAAAAGAAAACCACUCGAAUCACAUUUUUAGUAUGUAUGUGCGAGACAUUCGUCAGGUUCUAGGUUUAGGUUGUUUAUACUUGAUGCAUGCUUUUUAGGAAUAGGACAAAACAUCAAAGCCAAUGUAUUAUUACCCAUGUUAUGUGUAGGGGAUAGGAAGGAGCUAUGCUCCGAAUGGGCAGGAAGCCGUUUUUAGCGAAAGGUCACUUGGGAUUGAAUCGUAACAUUAGUUUACGUAGGGCCGAUUUCUUCAUCCUGGCUUAAGCGUUAACCAGGUUUAACUAUAUGGGUAAACCUGACUUACCCUGUUAAGCCGAGGUGAAGAAAUCGGCCCUUAGGAGGUUAAAUAAUAAGGGGAAAUUUGGCAUAGAACGUAGAACAUGUAAAAUCUGGAGCGGGUCAUUUAGCGUAAUAGACAUUUGGCAUGUACUCAUCGCUUUCUGUCAAAUGUCCAUUAUGCUAAACGACCAUUAUACUAACUGUAUUUCAUGCCAAAUAAUCCUCUGGCAAACAAUUCUAUGUUCAAUGACACAUACCUAGAGUUAUUUCCGCUAUCGAAAGAUUGAAAGAUUUGCAAAACUAAUUUUCAACAGCAACAUCAGUAGAGGGUUCUAUAAUACCACUAAUCCGAAAGCCACUUGACUGAAUGCCAGUAGGCCUAAUGUAACAAUCAUAGACUUUUCCAUCUUUGAUUCAUUGGCAUUCGACUUAUUCCACCAAUGAAAAAUAAUCAAAUCUUUUGUUAUAUCAAACGACUCCUUUUACAAGUUACGAUUAUUCCAAAUAACCCAACGUCAAACGGCGAACCCCGAUAAAAAUCUGCAGUGCCAAAAUUGAGUUAAGAGUCUAGGAAUUUAAGCCAACACUACACAGUCAAAAACUCGAACAAAACUGUACAAUUAGGAUUAUUACAAACUCUUUUUAUUAGAUUAUAACGUUCUUGUUGAGUUGUAAAUUAUUACGUAGUUUCUAUCUUCAAUAUUACUAUUAAUUAAACACUAAUCAGAAUUCA